This is a messenger RNA of Musa acuminata AAA Group (dessert banana), 1901 nucleotides long. Its product is annotated as bHLH transcription factor RHL1-like. Gene Ontology annotation, biological process: regulation of transcription by RNA polymerase II. NCBI's taxonomy places the organism in Eukaryota, Viridiplantae, Streptophyta, Magnoliopsida, Zingiberales, Musaceae. The record is from RefSeq and is a predicted model, not a curated record. Gene Ontology annotation, cellular component: nucleus. The transcript has 7 exons. Gene Ontology annotation, molecular function: RNA polymerase II cis-regulatory region sequence-specific DNA binding; DNA-binding transcription factor activity, RNA polymerase II-specific; protein dimerization activity. Bases 131 to 1573 code for a protein of 480 amino acids.
AUUUCCCUCAUCAGCUCACUCGUCUCUUCCCUCUCCUUCGCCAUCUCUCUGUUGGAAAGGAAAAGGGAGAACUUUUCGCUCCCCUUCCCACGCCCUAAGCCUGACCAUAAACCUUUCGGCGGAAGAAGGGAUGCAGCCAAGCAGUAGAGAGAUGCAGGGCAUGGCGGGGUCCAUGAACGGCGGCAUCUCCCACUCCGCGGCAGUCGCCCAGAUCGCCCUCAGGGAGCUGCAGAACGGCCACGGCGGCCGGCAGAUCCCGAACUCUGGCCCGCAGGCGUCGUUCGACGACGGCGCCUCCGGACACGACGACUUCCUCGACCAGAUGCUCUCCAGUCUGCCAUCCUCCUGGGCCGAGCUCGGGAACCUCAAGACCCCCUGGGACCCUCCGGAGGCCGGACAGAGGAUCUUCGGCGCCGGCCUCGCCGGCGAAACGUCUCCGGAGGAGCCGUCCGCGGCCGCGGCGGAGGGGAUGCGGUACCCACCGUACGACGAGUCGUCGCUGCUCGCCAACCGGCUCAGGCAGCACCAGAUCAGCGGCGGGAGUUCGCCGAACGGGAAGGCGAUGAUGGUCCAUCUCGACCACCAGAGCCAGCAGCAGUUGCUUCUCCCGUCGUUGGGGCGAUCGCCGGUGGCGUCCGGCGACUCCGGGCUUCUUUCGCUGCCACUGACGCUCGGGACCGGUGGUUACGACGUCGACGCCCCCUUCAAAUCCCUCAACCCCACCGGCGGCGAGGGACUUUUCAAUGGACUCGGAGGACCGCUGCAGCGCGCUCAAUCGGCUUUCGGUCAUCCCCAGCACCAGGGCGGCGCGUCGAUGCCGAGCCAGAACUUUACAGCAGCGGCAGCGACGGGGGGAGUGGGGCAAGCUGCAUCAGCGUCGGCGUCGGCCUCAGCGUCCGCAGGCGGUGGCACGGGGCCGCCGAGGCAGAAGGUGAGGGCUCGGAGAGGCCAAGCCACCGACCCCCACAGCAUCGCCGAAAGGCUUCGCAGGGAAAGAAUCGCGGACAGGAUGAAAGCACUGCAGGAGUUGGUGCCCAACGCUAACAAGACGGACAAGGCAUCGAUGCUGGAUGAGAUCAUCGACUACGUCAAGUUCCUCCAGCUCCAAGUCAAGGUUCUGAGCAUGAGCAGGUUAGGCGGGGCUGCGGCAGUGGCACCACUCGUGGCCGAUAUGUCCUCGGAGGGACAGAGCGGGGCGGGAAGUGGCGGAGCAAACAGCAGCGGCGACACCCUGACGGUGACGGAGCACCAAGUGGCAAAGCUGAUGGAGGAGGACAUGGGAUCGGCGAUGCAGUACCUCCAGGGGAAGGGCCUCUGCCUCAUGCCCAUCUCCCUCGCGUCCGCCAUCUCCACCGCCACCGCCUGCCCUCCUCGGCCCCCUUCCUCCUCCUCCCUCUCUUCCGCCGGCGCCUGUCACCUCGGCCACGGCAUCCUCCCGGGCGGUCCUCACCUUCCCAGUCCCUCCGGCGACGCACCUGCCUCCCCCGGCGUGUCCGCUCUUACGGCGCAGUCCGCCAUGGCCAAUGGCGCCGCCGAAGCCGCCAAGGAGGCCGUCACCGUCUCCAAAGCCUGAUCCCGUGGUAGAGGAAAGGGAUGGAACGAAGAAAAGAAGAGGAGCAAAAGUGGAUCGACUUUGCUAACGAGGACGAGGAGACGUCGAGCAAGCAAGCAAAAAAAAAAAAAAAGAAUGUCGGUUGUGGAAAUGGGAGGACCUGAGUUGGACUUUGACAUCCGUAUCUUGGUCUUUGGACUUUGGGACGAUAGUGUGUCGCCACAAAGUAUCUCUCUCUCUCUCUCUCUCUCUCUUCAGCUUUUCCUACUUUCCUCUUCUCUAUUUGUAUCAACUUGCCAACUUUUUCUCUUUCCUAAUAUCAUAGUCUAUCCUCUCUGUUUGAUGUCAA